AUGGACACUAGCAAUGCGGGAGAGCUGAAAAAAACUCCAUCUGAGAAAGAGGACGUCAAAUCAGAUCCGCCUUCACAGCUACCCACACCGCCAACGAGGAGCGCGUUCAAAUCUAUUCUUCUGGUCGUCACCAUGACUUUGGGCAUGAUGGUUAAUACUGCGGGAAGUACGUCCAUAACCAUGACCUUACCGACGAUUGGUAAGGAAUUCCACCUGCAAGAAAACGAGCUACAAUGGCUAGUGUCCGCGUACCCCCUUAGUUCUGGUUGCCUACUUCUUGUUUUCGGUCGAGUCGCGGACCUCUAUGGGAGGAAAAAAGUUUUUCUAUGUGGAUCCCUUUUCCUCGCUAUUUUUACCCUCGCAUGCUCGUUUCAACAUGAUGUCAUCAGUCUCGACAUCAUUCGCGGAAUCCAGGGCAUAGGCUCUGCAGCCAUUGUACCCGCCUCACUUGGAAUCCUCGCUGACGCUUUCCCGCCAUCUCGCGCACGGUCCUUGGCGUUCGCUACUUUCUCAGCGGGUGCUCCCCUCGGAGGCGUCGUCGGAUCAGUCGUAGGGGGCAUUCUGACACAAUACACUGCGAAGACAUGGCGCGCCCCUUUCUACUUGAUGACAGGCCUCACCGUCCUCUGCUUCGUCGGCAGUUUAAUCUCCAUCGAUCCGGACGUACCCUCAUGUGACCCUGACAAGCGCAUUGACUGGCUGGGCGCUUUCUCGGUCACUGCGGGGUUGGUGCUUAUUGUAUUCGUCCUCAGCCAGGGAGAACUAGCACCGAGGAAGUGGGCCACGCCAUAUAUCAUUGCACUUAUAAUAUUAGGCGUUCUUCUCUUGGUAUUGUUUGUCAUAUGGCAACAAUACCUUGAAAAGGUGCAAGAUGACCCCAACGCGGUGCACUCAGCACUUACACCUCCACCUUUGAUUAAACCCUCGUUGUGGAAACGCGGAGAGGGGAGGUUCGCUGCUAUGAUGAUCAUUGGGUUUGUCAACUGGGCAGCAUUUCUGGCUUGGAUUUUCUGGGUUCAGCUGUACUUUCAAAACUACCUUCAAUUGUCGGUUAUACAAUCCGUCGUCCGAUUUCUCCCCAUGGUAGUAUCUGGCCUGCUUUGCAACACUUUCGUAGGCAUCAUGGCUGCACGCGUCCCCGUCAUCUACCUCACUGCUAUUGGUACUGGUGCUACCGCAGUCGCUUGUCUUCUCUUUGCGUUAAUCAACCCCGGCGCAUCAUAUUGGGCCUUCACGUUCCCAGCGUCGGUAAUAUCGGUGAUGGGAGCUGACUUUGUUUUUUCCACCGGAACGUUAUUUAUAGCGAAAGUUUCGAUGCCUCAUGAGCAGAGCGUUGCCGGCGCUUUGUUCUUGACCAUGAAUCAGCUGGGCACUGCUCUGGGUGUGGCCACCACUACAGUCGUCUUCAAUCGGGUCGACCUUCAUAGACACGGAAGGGACGGAAUCGUAAGCUACAAAGCAGCUCAGUGGACCGCUUUUGCGUUUGGGGUUCUUGGGACUCUUCUGUCCAUCCUAUUUUUUAGAGGGGUAGGCCCUGCUGGGUUUCGCGAACCUAUAGACAAGCCAGAAACGCUGAACGGUGAUGAAGAACGAACAAUGACAUUGGAUAGUAACCAAGACAUAAAAGUGAGAAGUAAAGAGGUGCCAAAUUUAAAUAGGUGA
Molecule: messenger RNA, 1662 nt
Organism: Laccaria bicolor S238N-H82
Lineage: Eukaryota; Fungi; Basidiomycota; Agaricomycetes; Agaricales; Hydnangiaceae
Exons: 11
Coding region: 1-1662 (553 amino acids)
Biological process (GO): transmembrane transport
Cellular component (GO): membrane
Molecular function (GO): transmembrane transporter activity
Source: RefSeq, a predicted model, not a curated record